This is a messenger RNA of Pterocles gutturalis (yellow-throated sandgrouse), 1169 nucleotides long. RefSeq names its product sodium/hydrogen exchanger 5-like. Lineage: Eukaryota; Metazoa; Chordata; Aves; Pterocliformes; Pteroclidae. The record is from RefSeq and is a predicted model, not a curated record.
AUGCCCAGCCGCACGUCCAUGUCAGAGUCGUCAGUCACAAACCUCCUGAGGGAGAGCGGGAGCGGUGCGUGCCUGGACAUGCAGGUGAUCAACACGGUGCGGAGCCGCCGGGACAAGGAGGACGGUAGCAGCACCCGUAAGAGGAGCAGGGAUGGAGGAUGCUCCGUGGGGCCAGCUGCUCACCCUGUGUCUCUUUGCCUCUCCCUCGGCCAGUACAAGGCCAGCUACAGCCGUCACUUCAUCUCUCCAGAUAAACAAGAGCGCCAAGACAAAGAAAUCUUCCGGCAGAACAUGAAGAGGCGUCUGGAGACCUUCAAGUCCACAAAGCACAACGCCUGCUCCUCCAAGAACAAGGCCAGGCUGAAGGAAAAGGGCAGGAAAAAGAACAUCUCUCUGAGCAGCGAGGCUCCCAACGGGAAGACGCACAGAAACGUCCCAUGGCAGGAGGCGGGUAAGGCCGGUGGCAGGCGAGUUUUGCAGGCCCUGGCAAGGGGAGCUGGUGGGGUGGGAGCAGUCUGCUAGCACCAAGUCCUUCUCCCGUGGGUGCAGUCCCUCCCAGACAGGGCGCCCCAUCCUUCAAACCAGCUCCCUCCGUCUGUUGCAGCUCCUGUCCUGGUGAUGGUCAGCUCCGAGGAGGAGGAGAGCGAUAGCUCGGAGACAGAGAGAGAGGACGAUGAAGGGAUCGUAUUCAUCGCUCGAGCCACCGAUGAGAUCCUGCAGGGAAAGGCAACUCCUGGCAGCCUGGACGUCUGUCCCAGCCCUUGCAUCAUCCCGCCAUCGCCCACCUUGGCAGAGAAAGAGCUGCCAUGGAAAGGAGACCAGGCUGAUCUGGCUGUUUAUGUCUCCUUGGAGACCACCAAAAUCGUGCCAGUGGAUAUGCAGAAGGCGUGGAACCAAAGCAUCUCCUCCCUAGAGAGCAUCGCUUCCCCCCCAGGCAUCGAGAGCGGACCUCAGCACAGGAGAUUCGCCUGCCCUGUGCUGGAGGAGCAGCCCCAGUCUGCCAGCCAGGCGAUGCUGGAGCAGAGCUCCUGUUUCCAGUUCCCCAGCAACGUCUCCAAGAGCGGCCGGUCGCAGAGUGACAGCAGCCCGGACGGCGCAGAGCAGCAGGAGCUGCAGCCUUUGAUGGCCACGGAGGAGCAGGGCAGGAUGCUGCCCACCGCGGAGCCCAG